CUCAGGCCCCUCUCGGUCCAUGGUGAAUGGUCAGGGAGAAAGAGCAGCGUAUCUUUGUGACCAAUCGCAGGUAGAGCCAGCCGAUCAGUGGAUCCCCGCAGCAUUCCAAACUGACACCAGUCACUCGGGGCUCCCGGAAAAGUCGACACUGAUGGCUUGGCCAGUUGCCAAUGCCUUCUCCCUGUAGCCCAUCCAGAAAUUGCACAUCUCUGCAAUCAUCUAACACCAGCGGCCCCUCAGACUGUGGACAGUUUACAGAUGAAACUGUUGAAAAGGAUAUUGUCUGACCGGAAGACUAUCCAGUGUUUCCCAGCACCGGGAGCUAUGGAGAGCUCAGAGUGGAGCCGCAGGCGGCAGCAGCAGCAGUGAGCUAGCAGGUGCUGAAUGAGUGAACGGCCUCGGCAUGUGGGGCUGGGAGCGGCGGUCACUGCGGAGUGCACCCAGCAGCUAAUACAGAAUUUCAGGAUGGUGGCAGUGAUGACAGAAGCUGAUGAAGAAAGUCGAAAGCAAUGGAGAAUGCCACACCUGAACCAAUGUACGUUGAUGUGGACAAAGGUUUGACAUUGGCCUGCUUUGUUCUCCUGUGCCUCUUCCUGAUUAUGAUGAUUAUCCGCUGUGCCAAAGUGAUCAUGGACCCAUACAGUGCCAUCCCCACAUCAACCUGGGAGGAGCAGCAUCUGGAUGACUGAAUGCAACAUGGGCACAGGGGACAAGUCUAAGAGAUUCCUCAUGCUGCCACUAGAUAAAGAUGCCCAGCUUAACACGUCUGCUUGAGCAGACAGGACUCAUUACAAAUAUUGAACCUAAUCGUCAAAUCCUGUGGAAGUGUUUACUGGAAGUUGCAUGUGUAUAAGUGCCUCAGCAAAGAUUAUGUUUGUCUUAAAUGAUCUUUUAUGUUUAUAUCGUACAGUUGCACUGGAUCAAUAGAACUGUAUAUCUUACACAUAUCAACAGUAGUCUUAGGGUAGCACAGGAUAAAUAUGAAUCAAUUAUCUGCUGUUAAAUAUAAAGACAUAUGACAAAGCCUUGGCCUACGCCUGCUAAAUCCUAUGUCAUAAAAUCCCUAAUUCUCUGUAAGCAAUAUAUAGCAAUGGUAUCAGUUUGAAAGGCAUUAUGAAUAUCUCUGUUUUCUGAAAAUUGUUUACAGUUGUGGUGCUUUCCUUGACCUAUAACCUCUCAUUACAGCUUUAUGUGCUAAUGUCCUUUAAAAUCAACUCAAAGUUUGUGUUUACACCAGAUGACUUUUUGAUUGACCCACUCCGCAAUGGGGUACCCAGUGUUUUCUCACACUUUGACUCCAUUAAAUGGACCAAUGAUGGUAUGAUUAUUGUUUGUUUACACCCUGGACCAAAUCACUUCAACUGAGAGUUACACACAUCUGUGUACUAACUGUCAGCUAUGCGUUCUUGGCCUUAAUGUUAGAUCUGCAAGGUUUCUGCCUCCUGACCCCAAUAGCAGCUUAUAGCCAGUGGUGAAACUGUAAGGAGGAGGAGCUAAUGGCCACAUCCAUAUAUAACAAACUUAAAAAUAAAGUUCCAUUUUUAAAAACCACAACAUGGUUCACUCAGUCAGAAAUACUGACUGCAUUUCUUUGGGUGUCCAAUGAUUCCACUGGACUUGUUCUUUUCAUUUUUCAUCUAUUUUUAAUGACCUUGUUCUUCAGGAUUGAUGUAAAGCAUAGAGAAUUUAGUCCUCAUUCCCCCUCAUAGGGGAAACAGCCUCUCUGUGUCCACCCAGUUAAUCCCCUCUGCAUUUCAUAUGUUUCAAUAAGAUCACCACUCAUCCUUCCAUACAGUACAAUGGGCAAAAACUAAAUGGUCCAACCCUUCAUCAUAAGAUGGCACUGUCUGUUAGAGACCAGACCAGACUUCCCCAAAAUAUUUUAUUGAGAUAGCCUAGAUCCUAGCUUUUAAUUUGUUUUGAAGGCAAGGGUAAGGUGCUUCGUCCGAGAUAUGAUUUGAUUGGUUCUCCAUUAAGUUUUAAUCAAAACACACUUUAUUCUUACAAUACAAUUAAAAUACAGCAAAGCAAAGAAUCUGUAUAAUGACUUUAUUCACAUACUUGAAAGGGCAAUGUACUAUUUAACCACUUAAUCAUCAACUGUUCGAAUAUAGACAGCAUCCCAUAAACACAUCCUACGGAAAAAAUGCAAUGCAGCAAUACAAUUAUGAUUCUCACAUGCUCCCUCUGUCCAGGUCAGUAGGAAGAAACACUGAAAUAAACAAUCUGCUCCUUCUGAUUUCUAAGCGGACAAUGCCCUGUCUGAGUCUUCAGUCUAGCAGCAGACAGAACUCUAGUUAUCUGCUCCAGCAGCUAACAAAAAUACCCACUGAAAGCAAAACAAAUGUCCUCAGAGUCUGUCUGAGCC
Molecule: messenger RNA, 2368 nt
Organism: Stegostoma tigrinum
Lineage: Eukaryota; Metazoa; Chordata; Chondrichthyes; Orectolobiformes; Stegostomatidae
Product: cortexin domain-containing 1 protein
Exons: 3
Coding region: 510-689 (59 amino acids)
Source: RefSeq, a predicted model, not a curated record